Rhododendron vialii is the source of this 985-nucleotide messenger RNA. RefSeq names its product auxin-responsive protein IAA33. Bases 237 to 716 code for a protein of 159 amino acids. The transcript has 2 exons. Gene Ontology annotation, biological process: regulation of DNA-templated transcription. Gene Ontology annotation, molecular function: protein binding. Lineage: Eukaryota; Viridiplantae; Streptophyta; Magnoliopsida; Ericales; Ericaceae. Gene Ontology annotation, cellular component: nucleus. The record is from RefSeq and is a predicted model, not a curated record.
UCACAACAAAACCUAUAUUUUCCCCUCUGAUUAACCCUCCAAAUCAGACCUACCCUUUUUCCUCAAUUAGAGUUUUGAAUCCCCUUUCUCUCCAACAUAGCAACUGCUUAAUUCCACAGACCAAAACCCUUUCCAAUUUCUUCUCUACAACUCCUCCACAAACACAAGCUAGCUAGCAAAAACACACACAUUCACAACUACCCAGACAGAGAGAGAGAGAAUUAAGAAAACAAAUCAUGAACAAUACUUGUUAUAAUGAUUCACAAAGACAAGAAACCCUCAAGAGGAGGUGGCAACAAGAGAUGAUCAGGAGGGUCCCGUUUGAGGCCUUUCCCGGUGGUGGGCUCGACGAUGACUUGGUCUCCACCGUUGUCCCACCAGUGACGGUGGUGCUCGAGGGCCGUUCGAUCUGCCAGCGCGUCAGCCUCCAUAACCAUGCGAGCUACCAAAGCCUCGCCGCGGCCCUCCGACAGAUGUUUGUGGUCGACGGCGGAGAUCACAUGUCUUCUUCAGAAAAUGAUACUAGUAGUAGUAGUAGUAGUCUUGAUCUGUCAAAUGCUGUACCUGGUCACCUCAUUGCCUAUGAGGACAUGGAAAAUGAUCUUCUUCUUGUUGGUGACCUUAACUGGAAGGAUUUUGUGAGAGUUGCUAAGAGGAUUCGCAUACUGCCGGUGAAGGCGAAUUCAAAGAAGGCGAGAGGAGUAGGGGUUAACUAGUGCCGUCCAGAUAUUUUGCAGGAAGUUGUUGACAAUGAACUUUGGAAUUAGCUAGUUGUUAACAACGUAACAUAUAUAGAGUCCUAAAUUAAUCAGACCACCUUUAAUUUAAUUGCAUUAGAACAUGCAUGAAGAUGGAUUAUGUGCUUUUUUAAUCCAUCUUCAUGAUCAAUUACGUGCUUUGAAGCAUAUAUGUUGUAUUUGGAAUGCCAAUUAAGUUCGUGCUGUCUUUGCAUGAAUAAAGGAUAUCUUUGCUUUGGGUUCUCAAA